This is a messenger RNA of Camponotus floridanus (Florida carpenter ant), 10346 nucleotides long. It is a transcript of the gene Cac, whose product is annotated as voltage-dependent calcium channel type A subunit alpha-1. The record is from RefSeq and is a predicted model, not a curated record. Gene Ontology annotation, cellular component: voltage-gated calcium channel complex; membrane. The transcript is spliced from 35 exons. The coding region runs from base 409 to 6915 and encodes 2168 amino acids. Gene Ontology annotation, biological process: calcium ion import across plasma membrane; chemical synaptic transmission. NCBI's taxonomy places the organism in Eukaryota, Metazoa, Arthropoda, Insecta, Hymenoptera, Formicidae. Gene Ontology annotation, molecular function: high voltage-gated calcium channel activity; calcium ion binding.
UCGUGGAGCGCGCUUGAAGGCGCGACGCCGUGUAGCCGCGUAGAAUUAUCGUAGGUAUCUUUUUUUUUUCACCUGACGCGCGAGCCCGCGUUCGUUCUUUAUAGUUUCAAUGCGACGACCGCGACGUGUUCGUGAUUAUUUGCACGCGCUUUAGAGCCCCGCUCGUUUCGUUUUCCCGUUCUCGUGGCGCGCGCUUAUUUCUCCGCCGGUCUUCGCGCCGAGAAAGUGCCGAUUGCCGACGAUGACAUGUCGCGACGCGGUCGAUUCAGUGAGCAUGCAAUAGUGUUGAUUAUGAUACCGAAGGCGAUCAUCAAUGGGCGAUUAGUAUGACGACUAGCUGACGGAUGUACCUCUGUUCUACCUCCUCACGGCGUCGGCGGGGUUGACGAUUGAGCGGAAAGUGGAAGGAUGCUGGGUAGCGUGGGAGGUCGACACGUGUCUACGCGUCGGCGUGGCAGCAAUCCGUUGAUGCGUGGAAGUGUGGGCCUCAUCGGUUAUGGCGCUACCGGGAUCGGCGGAAACGCGGCCGAUGGCAAUGCGAUGCAUUCGGAACCGGUGCCCAGAUAUGCCGCCAGGAGACGAAGGGCAGUCACCACCAGCGACCACAAGAGUUGCGCCCUUAUACAAACACGGCUCAAGCUCGGCGAUAUUAUGUUGGCAGCAGCGCAAGAGGCGGCACAAAGGGACUCUGGAUACGCGAGUCAGUACUACGGGAGAAGGUCGAGGUUGGCCGGACUGAGGAGUGGUCUCGGUGACUGGACUAGCUUCGGAGGGGAGGUACCUGGUCUGGUAGACAUGGCACCAGGCCGGGAUCAGGGCGGAGGGGCGGGUGGCGGUGGGGUGGGCGGCAAGGGCACCACGUCGUUGUUUAUCCUGUCGGAGGAUAAUUGCAUACGGAAGCAUACGCGCUUCAUCAUCGAGUGGCCGCCCUUCGAGUACGCCGUCCUGCUCACCAUCAUCGCCAAUUGCGUAGUCCUUGCCCUCGAGGAGCACCUGCCGAAUUCUGACAAGACCAUACUCGCACAGAAGCUCGAGACCACGGAGAUCUACUUCCUCGGGAUCUUCUGCGUCGAGGCGAGCCUCAAGAUCCUCGCUCUCGGCUUCGUCCUCCACCGUGGCUCCUACCUGCGCAACAUCUGGAACAUCAUGGACUUCUUCGUCGUGGUGACUGGGAUCGUCACGGCGUUCUCGCAAGGCAUACACCUGGAUAUGGAUCUGCGCACGUUGCGUGCGAUACGCGUGUUGCGACCGCUCAAACUUGUCUCCGGCAUACCGAGUCUUCAGGUGGUGCUCAAGUCUAUCAUCAAGGCGAUGGCGCCGCUGCUGCAGAUCGGCUUGCUGGUACUCUUCGCCAUCGUGAUAUUCGCCAUCAUCGGCCUCGAGUUUUAUUCGGGAACUCUGCAUAAAACGUGCUUCAGUAUAACGGACAUGGAUGUAAUCAUAAAGGAGGGCGAGCAGCCGAGCCCAUGCAACACGGACAUCAAGCUUGAGGCUCCAUUCGGGGCCAACGUGUGUAACCCUAAUAUCUCGACGUGCCAGGAGUACUGGGAGGGACCAAACGCGGGCAUCACCAGCUUCGAUAAUAUUGGAUUCGCCAUGCUCACUGUCUUCCAGUGUAUCACUAUGGAGGGCUGGACUGCCAUAUUGUACUGGACAAACGACGCUCUUGGCAGUCAAUACAACUGGAUUUACUUUAUACCGUUGAUCGUCCUUGGAUCAUUCUUCAUGCUGAACUUAGUUCUUGGUGUCUUGAGCGGAGAGUUUGCGAAGGAGAGAGAGAAAGUGGAGAACCGACAGUCCUUUCUGAAGUUGCGAAGAGAGCAGCAGCUUGAGCGCGAACUGAAUUGUUACCUCAAUUGGAUCUGCAAAGCAGAGGAGGUGAUACUUGCCGAGGAGAGAACCACGGAAGAGGAGAAAAUGCACAUAUUAGAAGUAAGAAGAAGAGCGGCGGCGAAGAAGAAGAAAUUGAAAAAUCUUGGCAAGAGCAAGAGUACAGACACGGAGGAGGAGGAGGGCGAGGACGACCAGGACGAUGGGUUCUCGAGAACCUCCUACUUCAAGUCGAAAGUAAAGAAGCAGGGCACGUGUCUACAAUUCUGGCGGGCCGAAAAGAGAUUCAGGUUCUGGAUACGCAAUUCCGUCAAGUCGCAGCAGUUUUACUGGUUCGUCAUCGUCCUUGUGUUCUUCAACACCAUCUGCGUAGCCGUCGAACAUUACGAGCAACCGAAAUGGCUCACCGAUUUCCUCUACUACGCAGAGUUUGUGUUCCUGGCCCUCUUCAUGAUGGAGAUGUUUAUAAAGGUCUACGCGCUCGGUCCCCGCACAUACUUCGAAUCGAGCUUCAAUCGCUUCGACUGCAUCGUCAUCUGUGGCUCGAUCUUCGAGGUGAUCUGGUCCGCAUUGAAGUCCGGCUCUUUCGGCCUCUCCGUCCUACGUGCCCUUAGACUCCUGCGAAUUUUUAAAGUCACCAAAUAUUGGAAGAGCCUAAGAAACCUCGUGAUAUCGCUGCUAAGCUCGAUGCGCAGCAUCAUCUCUCUUCUCUUCCUACUCUUCCUUUUCAUCCUCAUAUUCGCGCUGCUCGGUAUGCAGCUAUUCGGUGGCCAGUUCAAUUUCGAAAGAGGCACGCCGCCCACCAACUUCAACACCUUUCCCAUCGCACUACUCACUGUCUUCCAAAUUUUGACUGGAGAAGAUUGGAACGAAGUGAUGUACCAGGGUAUCGAGUCGCAGGGCAUGGCCUACUCGCUCUACUUCAUCGUGCUGGUACUCUUCGGCAACUACACUCUGCUGAAUGUCUUCUUGGCUAUCGCCGUCGACAAUCUCGCGAACGCGCAGGAACUAAGCGCCGCCGAAGAGGAACAGAAAGAGGAAGAUAAGGAGAAGCAGUUGCAGGAGCUCGAGAAGGAGAUCGAGUCGCUGCAAAAGCCCAGAGACGGUGGCGCACCGAAGGUGGAAAUCUGCCCUCCAAGUCCAACCCAGAAUUUCAGAGAUGGAAGAGGUGAUAACCAAGCGUCUGAAGAGAGGAGGCAGGAUGAAGAUGACGACACGGGACCAAAACCAAUGCUGCCAUACUCCUCCAUGUUUAUACUGUCCCCUACGAAUCCCGUAAGAAGAGCCGCCCACUGGGUCGUGAACCUUCGGUACUUCGACUUCUUUAUAAUGGUGGUGAUAUCGCUGUCGAGUAUCGCGCUGGCCGCCGAGGAUCCCGUCUCGGAGAGCGCGCCGAGGAACAAGAUCCUCAAUUACUUCGAUUACGCGUUCACCGGUGUCUUCACCAUCGAGAUGGUGCUGAAGAUCAUCGAUCUCGGCAUCAUACUCCAUCCGGGCUCGUAUCUGCGCGAGUUUUGGAACAUUAUGGACGCGGUCGUAGUGAUAUGCGCCAUGGUGUCGUUCGCCUUCGACAUGACCGGCAGCUCGGCCGGCCAGAACCUCUCGACUAUAAAAUCGCUGCGAGUGCUACGAGUGCUCAGGCCACUCAAGACGAUAAAACGCGUGCCGAAGCUCAAGGCGGUGUUCGACUGCGUGGUGAACAGUCUCAAGAACGUCAUUAACAUUCUUAUAGUGUACAUAUUGUUUCAAUUCAUAUUCGCUGUGAUCGCGGUGCAGCUGUUCAAUGGUAAAUUUUUCUACUGCUCCGACGAGAGCAAGUAUACGAGAAAGGAUUGCAACGGUCAAUACUUCGUUUUCGAGGAAGGUAACAUGCUGCCGGAGCCCAGGAAUCGGACCUGGCAAUCCCAGUCCUUUCACUACGACAACGUGAUGGUGGCCAUGUUGACGCUGUUCGCCGUCCAGACCGGCGAGGGCUGGCCGCAAAUUCUGCAGAACUCGAUGGCGGCCACGUACGAGGACCAGGGCCCCAUCCAAAACUUUCGCAUUGAGAUGUCCAUUUUUUACAUCGUUUACUUCAUCGUCUUUCCAUUCUUCUUUGUCAACAUCUUCGUGGCCUUGAUUAUCAUCACAUUUCAGGAGCAGGGAGAAGCUGAAUUACAGGACGGUGAAAUUGAUAAAAAUCAGAAAUCUUGUAUAGACUUUACAAUACAAGCUCGUCCGCUCGAGAGGUACAUGCCGAAGGAACGGAAUAGCGUAAAGUACAAAAUCUGGAGGAUAGUCGUAUCCACACCGUUUGAAUAUUUUAUCAUGAUACUCAUCGUAUUGAAUACGAUACUACUUAUGAUGAAGUAUCAUCGGCAAACCGAGUCGUACAAGAAUACGCUGAAGUACAUGAACAUGUGCUUCACGGGGAUGUUUACUGUCGAGUGCAUACUGAAGAUCGCCGCAUUCGGCGUGAAGAACUUCUUCAAGGAUUCCUGGAACACCUUCGAUUUCAUCACGGUGAUCGGCAGCAUCGUGGACGCCCUCGUGAUCGAGUUCGGGGACCGGAUAAGGAGCAUGUUCAGUGAUGGCCAGCUAGAAAAAAAGGAGAAUUUCAUCAAUGUCGGUUUCCUGAGGCUCUUUCGCGCCGCCAGGCUGAUCAAACUACUCAGGCAGGGUUACACGAUACGAAUUUUACUCUGGACCUUCGUACAAUCCUUUAAAGCUCUGCCUUACGUUUGUCUCCUCAUAGCAAUGCUGUUCUUCAUCUACGCCAUCAUUGGUAUGCAGGUAUUCGGUAACAUCGCGCUGGAUGCUGAUACUGCUAUUACCAAGCACAACAAUUUCCAAAGCUUCAUACAAGGUCUGAUGCUGCUUUUUCGGUGUGCUACGGGUGAGGCCUGGCCGAACAUCAUGCUGGACUGCGUAAAGGGCCGUCCUUGCGAUGCGAAGGCCGAGAAGAAUGAACCGGGCGGUUGCGGCUCCAACAUCGCCUACGCUUACUUCGUGUCAUUCAUCUUCUUCUGCUCGUUUCUCAUGCUAAAUCUCUUCGUCGCCGUCAUCAUGGACAACUUUGAUUACCUCACGCGCGACUCGUCGAUCCUGGGCGCUCAUCAUCUCGACGAAUUCGUGCGAAUAUGGGCCGAGUACGAUCCGAACGCCACCGGCAAGAUCCAUUAUACGGAAAUGUACGAUAUGCUGAAGAACAUGGAUCCGCCGUUGGGGUUUGGCAACAAGUGCCCGAAUCGACUCGCGUACAAGAAACUCAUCAGGAUGAAUAUGCCGGUGGACGGUGACGGCAAAGUAAACUUCACCUCCACGCUGUUCGCCUUGAUACGCGAAAACCUCAGUAUAAAGAUGCGAUGCGCCGACGAAAUGAAUCAAGCUAAUGAAGAACUGCGGGACACAAUCAGAUGUAUCUGGCCUCUGCAAGCGAAAAAAAUGUUGGACCUUUUGAUACCUAGGAACGAAGAAUUGGGCAGAGACAAGCUCACGGUGGGUAAGAUAUACGUCUGUCUUCUGAUAAUCGAAAGUUGGAGAUCGAAGUCAAAGCCUUCCGAACAGAACGAUAACGAUCUUAUCGAUAACGAUAAUGCUGGGCAAAGUCCUGCAGCCCAGGCGCAAUCGGCCUUCUUCAACUGCCUGCUGGACAUUUCGGCUGUAAAUCACAUCGGAAAUAAUCACGGAGCCGGAAGUAGGGCAAACAGUCUCGAACCGGUGGUGCGACCGACCACGGAUGUGAAGCACGACCGACAUAAAGAGCACAGAGACGAGGAGGAAGGGGCUCUUGGCGUCCUCGCAGCCGCCGCGCACAGACGUCAGCGUAGCAUCAGAAACAAAAAGGUGAACUGGAAGAUGUCUCGCCAAUACGAUAUACUAGGCAGCAGCGGAGAGAGUAGCCAGGGAGGGGGUGGGUCUGGGGUUGUACUCGUAGUUAAUGGCGAGGAUCGCGCCCCCGAGCUAGAGCCAUUGCUGGCCGAGGUGUCCUCCCAGCGGGAUGAUCAAAACAACUACUACCAUCACCAUCACGAUCAAUACUACGAUACCGACAAUGAUCAAUACUAUGACCACCACCAAUACUACCACCACCACCAUCACCAUCAUGAUCAUCAUGACCACCGACCACCCUCGUACUACCAACACCAGAACACCUACGUACCUCGCUCCUCGAUCCGUUACCACAAGGAGCUGCAGGACGUCGUACCGUCCGACUCACGUGCCGGUAGCCUCGAGAGUCUCACGCAUCCUGGCGACAGAAUCCUUCGUCCGCAUCAUCCUUCAGCGCCUCCCCCUAGACGUUCGCGAUCGCCAAGUAUAAGAAGACACUCGCCAAUAAUGCCUAGGUCGCCAUCGCCGAGGCGACAGGGCCGAUACGACCAUCACGGUCAUUACCACGAAGGACCAGGGUUUAGCGACACCGUUAGCAACGUCGUCGAGAUACAAAGGCACACUCAUCAUCCCCACGCGUCACAAUAUAAUCAUCGGCAUAGGAUACGAGACUAUUACGACCACUGCGAAUAUUACGACGAUGGUCCGUGGAGCGCCUCGACGAGCCCGGCAAGAUCGCCGAGCCCGGUUCACCGGAUCGAGCGCGGCGGUCAUUACGGCACGACCAGUCUGGAGCAACGUUCGAGGAGCCCGAGCCCGGGUGGUCGUUCGCAUCACCAUCAUCAUCGCCAUCAUCCGCAUCAACACAGCUACCCGGUACUGGUCGCGAGGAGAGGCCAGGGUCGUCGGUUACCGCCGACGCCGAACAAACCGUCGACCCUGCAGCUGAAACCGGCCAACAUCAACUUCCCCAAGCUGAACGCCUCGCCGACCCACGGUUUGCACGGCCCGAUGGCGCCGGGAGGACCUGCCCACGUACCGGUGGGACCUGUGCCAGGCCAUGUGCUGCAGCAUCCGCAUCCGCCAUCGCACAUGCCGCCCUCCAGCAUACAGCCGAGCCAUCAUCCGUUGAGCUUCGAGCAGGCUGUUGCCAUGGGCCGCGGUGGUCGUUUACUUCCCAGCCCGGUUCCCAAUGGCUACAAGCCGCAACCACAAUCCAAACAAAGAACGCCUAGAUCGAGGCACUCAGACAGUGACGAGGACGAUUGGUGCUAGCCAAAGUGGGACCCUGGACGGUGGUCCGGUGACGUGGACGCCCCCAGGCGUCUUAGGGUUUGCGCAUGAUAGUCGUCCACGUGGGACGCGUUGAAUUUCAGUGUAAAGAGCAGCAGCCAAGGAAGAACCGCGAUCGACGAAUCCGAGACCACUUCCUUUAAGCUUCGACCGGCCGAAGACGGUUCUACGAAGGAGUAAUUCCGGUUUCCCAUCAUCGCGGCGUACGAUUUGGCGACCGAAAGGGGUCUACGAGAAUUGAACGGAGAUGAUUCGAGGCGGACCGAUAAACUCGGACCGAUCCCGAAGGCUACACGGCGACCGAACAGGGUCAGCAAACACACAAGGAAUAAUCGACUCUUCGCAAAUAUAAAGGAAAUCCAGCGAAACCUCAUUCGCACGACGAUGUCGCACGAGUCCGCGGACGGGGAGGAGUGCGAUACGUGCGAUUCCACGAACGAUCGAGAUGAAAUCAAACGGCUGAGCUCGACAAGGACGCUCUACAUUGGUGCGAACGACGAUCGGCAAAGCUGAGGUCGAUCUUUCGAGCGACAGCUACGUCUUGAGAGACACGAUUGAUGGUGGGUUGCAGUGAAACUCGUCGUGCGCGACAGUGAAAUGGAAAAAUUGAGCGGACGUUCAGAGAGUUCGGACCCUCCGAUUGUAUGCGAGUUCAUAUAUUUCAUCUUCCCUCGUCUCGAUCGAGCGAGGAUCGUCGGGGAAGACUCACUUUUUAUACGAUUUUCCGAAGGAGGGACUCGUCGAACGCCCGGAUACGCUGUGAUCACCACGUGAAACGUUCUCUUAUAUGAAUAUGUAUGUUUGUGUACGUAUGUAUGUACUGACUUUGUGCGUGUGUGCGUGUGCGUAUGAAGCCUCCUUCCCCUAUAAUACGACGUUGAAAACCGCGACUGUUCCACUUCUGUGAGAGAACACGGAAUAAUAGCAAUGUUAAUUUUUCAACGACGACGUUAAUAUUAAAGGGACGUCGAUCGAGGGAGAUUUGAAUGAAUGGAAAGACGACGCAGGCCGCAUAGGGUCUGCAGUAGGAUCGUCACUUGCAGUUUUACAUAAUUUGAGGCUGAUUAGAUAGACGGCAAAAUCUAUUCAAACAAUCCGAAACGGCGAAAUUUGGCAAAAAAGGAUUUCGUUCUCGCUGUGUGCUUUCUCCGUGAAAGAUAUCGUCGGGAAAUUUCGCUGCGCGAACGAAAAACGGACUAACGCGAGCGGAAGCGAGUGUUUCUCGACGAAUCGAGAGGCCAGCGAGAGGAGAAUCGAGAUAGGAUUAGAAAUUAGAUCGAACGGCUGAAUUUCAAUUAUCCUAUUCCUCUUCACAUUGGCUCCAUUCUGCCAUUAGCAAAAUUGACGCGCGAGCGACGUUCUAAUCAAACGCGAAAAAUCAGAAAUCGGUUCGCGCGAGAACCGCGGCUGUGAAGUAUCGACAGGGGUUCGCAGUCGCGGUUCUUGUCGAAAAUCGCACGCCAGACGAUCGUAGCCACUUUAAUGGAAACAAAGGCGAAGGAGAGAGGCCAAUGCGAACGUCGUCGUUGAUUCGUGCGAAUGUUGCCUCGCGAUUCGUGCCAAUCAAGGGAGAAAAUUAAGGGAAAAUUCAAGUAAAGAGGACCACGAUCGAGGACGCGCGGAGAGAAAAAUAAACGAUUGUCGCGAAAUAUCAGAAAGGGGGGAAGAUGCGUAAGAAAGAAAGAGAGAGAGAGAGAGAAAAUGGGCGGUAGGCGGAGAGAGAGAAAAACCAGUUCUUACCACACGGUUUUCAAAAGCACUUGUAAAUUACUGCAUAUAUAUAUAUAUAUAUAUACAUACAUAUAUAUAUAUAAUUGAAUUACAAUACUUAUUACUAUCACUGCUAAUACCGUUACUAAGCUAACACCUACAGGAAGGGAAGGAAAAACAGCUCCACUCCACUACUAUUACUAUUACUACUAACUACUAACUCUACUGCUAUUAUCAUUACUACUGUAUUACCAUUUACUACUGCUACUACCACUACUACUACUACUACUACUACUGUCUUACUACUACUAUUGCUGCUGCUACUAUCAUUAUUACUAUACUACUAUUACUACUUACCGUAACUAAAUUAUUCUACUACCGUCGCUAAAUAACGCUGUUUAUUAUCAUUACUGUAAUACUGUAAGUGUGUUAAUUAAACCGAAGCGCGCGCGACUCGUAAGAGAAGAAUGAGAAACAUCGGUUUACGUCAUUCGUCUAUUCGCAAUCUCGAGAGAACCUUCUCACCGUCGAUUUGAAUUGUGCAUUUAAAAACGACGGACGACGUAGAACAAACGAAAAAAAAUAUAUAUAUACAGAGGGAAAACGAGGAAAUUAACGGAAGCUUGCUAAACGAGCGCACGUAUCCGAACCGAGAUUAUAUGAUAAAGAGAAGAAAAAAAACCAUUAUACAUUAUACAUAUAAAAAAAAGACACGUUUAACAUACUGCCAAUCGUACGGGGUGUUUUAAGCGGAAACACAUACGAGAAAUACAUAGGUGUACAUAAACGUACAUUCUUUUUUUUCCUGCGCGACACAUAUAAAUACAUUAUAUACUGUAUGGUAGGUAAGUGUACAUACCCGUUGAGCGAACGAGAGGGAGAGAAAGCGAGAAAAAAAAAAGAAUGAAUGAAUGUGGAUGCGAGUAAUUGAAUCGGCAAAUGUGAGAAGCGAAACAACUCGGUCGACGCGAUUAUUAAUUAAAUCACGCUCGAGCAACUAUAUUUAUACAGGGUGUCACUUGAUUGGCGUUCACUAUUUAUAUAGCGAUAUUCCUCGUGAAAAACUGAGUCGAAAAGUCCUGAACCAUUUUUUUCUAUAACGCUUCAUAAAGCGGUAAUUAUUGAGUAAAGUUGCGCCAAUAAGCAUCGACCUUUAGCCUCCUCAAUGAAAUAUUCUUUAAGGAAACACUUCUAACGGAAGAAAUAUGAUUUUUAAUGCAAAAUAAAGUUUUUCGCAUUAUAGAAGAAAAGAAUGAUUUAUAAAAAAAAAUGGUUUCAAAUUUUUUUCAUUAUAGAAAAAAAAUGGUUCGGGACUUUUCGACUCUUUUUCCACGAGGAAUAUCGCUGUAUAAAUAGUGGGCGUCAAUUAAGUGACACCCUGUAUAUAUUUCGUGUAUUUUAUUUUCGUUUAAAUCAGUCGUUUCUUAUCUUCGUUUAAAUAUUAAGGUUGAGGGUGGAGGGAGAAAAAUUGGGGGAAAAAGUUGAGCCGAUUUACUUCGUUUCUCAAAUCAACGAUUCGAUUGAUUUCCAACGCUGCUCUAUGCUUGUUUGCGUAAUUAUCGUGUAUUGGUUAAGUCAAAAUAAACGAGAAUAUUGCCAUUACGUAACGACAUUAAUUAAUGUAAGUAGCUAAUUCGAGAGAAUGUGUGCGUGCGACGGGGAAAUCGAAAAGGGGAGAGAAAAAUGGAAUGAGAAAAAAAAAA